AUGUUUCUUCCCAAAUGCUGCUCGUGUAUGCGAGAUGCAGGAGCCUCGGUCGAGUUCUUUUUCUUGGAGUGUGGUCAUUUUGUGUGUGAGGCUUGCAUGGUGGCUACUUCUCAUCAGAAUUUGGCACUUGUUGAACAACUACCUCAUAAUCCUUCCUCAUUGAGAGGUUAUUGCUCCUUUUGCCAAAGACAAAGUCUGGCCAUUUCUCUUGCCGAUUCGAAAGCUAUACCAAGAAACAUUUACGAAUAUGUGAGCUCCAAUUUUCGUAACUUGUUCAACGAUGCGUUUUCAAAACUUGAUUCCGUUCUGAAAUUUCAACACCAACACUAUGAGCAAGUGAUUGGCCAACUAAGAAAUGAGAACGUGAGGCUUAAAGAAUCCUUAGAGCACUUGUCCAAUACAGCAAAUACAGCCUCUCUGAUUCGACCGCAGCAUCCUCAAAGGACUCCUCACAGAUUCGCUUUUCCCCACGUUAUGGAAGCAACUCUAUCUUCCAACCACUCCCAUUCGUCCUUCCAUUAUUCCCAUCCACAGAAUCUUCAUGCUCAGGAUGUUCUUAGCACACCAAGACACACUUCGUCCAAUCUGUCUUCAUUCAUGUCACCCCAUCGAACAGGUAUUGGGACGCCUAUGCCUCAUGCUAACUCUAUUCGCAUACCAACACCGUCUUCCAAGAUUCCUGGUGUGAGUCCGAUCCGACCUAACUCUGCCCUUAAUGAAAGUUUAAAUCAGGUGAUUCUGCAUCAACAGGAGAAUCAAGAAAAUGCAGAAGUAGCCACUGAAACGGCCACAACAAAUACGCCAAGAAAGCCACAAUCGAACGAUUCAUCAAGCAACGACUCAUCAAUGACUCAGAUUUCAACGAUAUCAAGAACAAAGUCUCUAGUUCCAAAAGCCUUAAGCCGGCCUCCACAACAACAUCAAUCGACGCCACUCCUACAAGGUUCGAAAUCAAGCCUGAAUGCAUCUCAAGGCAUCAAAGGAAGGACAAUAGCAAGAGUUGAAACUCCAUUCUUAAGUUCCAAUAGAUCACCCCACCAAGAAAAGAAAGCUCUGUUGGUGAGGAAAAAUUUGGCAGGACAAGCAGAACGUUUACUUGACGAAAGUGUUUCUCGACCCCUAACACGAUCAUCAAUGGGUAAUGAUGAGAACAUGGAUCCUUCAGGAACAGGUGACACGACCAACUCAGAGCAAAAUGUGAUGGACAAGCAAGCAAGCGUAUUGGGACUGCCAAAGCGAGCUUCAACUCUUGGCCACAAAGAAGUAUCACCAACCUCCAAAAACAAGUCACCUCCUUCUGCAAUUCAAAAGCAAAACAAAACAUCGGUUCUUGCUCCAAAUACUCCAGUGAAUCCAAGACAGCUUCUUUCACUUGCAACUCCUUCCAGACAAAGACCUCAAUCUAGUCGAGGUCUUUCAAACAACACUCGCCAAUAA
This is a messenger RNA of Naegleria fowleri, 1437 nucleotides long. RefSeq lists its product as uncharacterized. NCBI's taxonomy places the organism in Eukaryota, Heterolobosea, Eutetramitea, Acrasida, Naegleriidae. The transcript is spliced from 2 exons. The record is from RefSeq and is a predicted model, not a curated record. Bases 1 to 1437 code for a protein of 478 amino acids.